Messenger RNA from Perkinsus marinus ATCC 50983, 801 nucleotides. RefSeq lists its product as hypothetical. The transcript has 6 exons. The coding region runs from base 1 to 801 and encodes 266 amino acids. The record is from RefSeq and is a predicted model, not a curated record. Lineage: Eukaryota; Perkinsozoa; Perkinsida; Perkinsidae.
AUGUCUGGGAGAUCAUUGUUCGAAGUGUCCGGGCUCGACCGUCAGGGUCAUUUUGCCAGUCUGGACUCUCUCGUGGAAGCUCGACAGGCUACCACCGAAGUACCAGUGAACCCUGAGGAGUACAUUACCAGCAUGACUGACGACCAAGUGAGGGAGAAGGCUCGGUUAGCGGCCGUUGAGGAUCCGCUCAAGAAUGCCGAAUCUAAUACGGACAUAUUCCAGAACUCGGACAGUGACGAGAUGGAGUAUGAUGCUGAUCUCUUGGGUGGCCCCAAGCCCAAGGGUGGAUUGGCGAAAUUGACUUCGGGAAUAAAAAUUCCUGGUUUCGUCACCCAGCCAGAUAAAUACACCAAGUAUUCUCUAGACAAAGUCGAUUCGUUGGGAAGAGCUGCUAACGAGCGGGUGGCUGUGGACUUCAUUUACAAACUACGUGGAGAAGAGCCGCCCGAUGGGGUCCUCCCUGUUACUACAUCGGAUUCGUUCAUUCCACAGUAUCGGCGACCCUCGACUGGUGAGGACACCGGUAUGGUGGGGGUGGGAGGCAAUUCGGGAGAAGUUGGCGAUAACUGCCGUGUGAUGCCGGAGUGGACGCCCUUCAACCAAGCUCAACGGCGGAGUCGAUCACGGUCAUCUAGUGAGAGCCGACAGCCGCGCCGAAGGUUGGCUGAGGGGGAGCAGGGCGAGCAGCAGUACUCAGUUGAGAGGAAGGGAGCUAUGAGCAUCACUACGGAGGAGGAUGAUGACGAUGAUGAUGAUGAGUAUUCGGAUAUGCCCGGGUUGAUGGAGCUCGAUAUCGACUGA